UCGCCUCCCCAGCUCCCCAAGGCGCCGUCCCGCAGCCCCUUCCGUCUCCCCUGCGCGCUCUCCCCUCGCCGCCCCUCCCUCUGACUCGGUUUCCCCUCUCCCCCGGCUCCGCGGUCGCCCUCCUCCUGGACUGCUUAUUUCGUCCUCGGCCACUGCCUCUCGGGCUCGAGCUUUCUGCUUCGGAGCAGGAGAGAAACGGAGCGAAAGCAGUUUCUGUCUCCCCGGGGUCUGACUCGGUCCCCCGCGCUCGGUUCUCUGUCCCCUCCCCCUCCCGCCAUUGUUCCCGGCAGGAGGAGUGCGCGGCGCAAACUUGCGAGUUCCCCCAGUCUUUGCCCCCGCAGGGCCGCGGACGGAGGUGGUGGCGGAGUUCACGCUGCCCACAAGUCUGGCCCGACCUUCUGGGGUGGGGGCCUGGGGGCAGGGGCCCUGGGCCGGAGAACCCGGGGCCGCCUAACGGCUCGGAGCUCACCGCCGGGGGACACCGGCGCUGAGGCCUGGGUCUCAGAAAGUGGGAAGUGGGAAUGAUGGCUCCAUUUCACAGAUGAGGAAACCGAGACUCAGAGCACAAGGCCACACAGCAGGAAGAGGGCAGCUGUGAUUAAAGAAGCCAGGGCCACCCCGGAGCCAGCCUCUGAGGCUUCACCUCACCCCGUUUACACUGCUGUCUCCUCUGCAUAGAUUUGGCUGACUGAGGACGCGACGGGCACUCAGCUUCUCUCUGCAUCUCAGUCGCCCUGCACAGGGGCUGGCACGCACCCUUCUGCAGAGGCCGGGCUGGAGGAGAAGAUGGCGGCCAAGCAGCCCCCGCCUCUGAUGAAGAAGCACAGCCAGACGGACCUCGUGAGCCGCCUGAAGACCCGCAAGAUCCUCGGCGUGGGCGGGGAGGAUGACGACGGGGAGGUGCAUCGCUCCAAGAUCAGCCAGGUCUUAGGCAAUGAAAUCAAGUUUACCAUUCGGGAGCCUUUGGGGCUCAGGGUCUGGCAGUUCGUCUCUGCUGUGCUCUUCUCCGGCAUUGCCAUCAUGGCGCUUGCCUUCCCUGACCAGCUCUAUGAUGCGGUCUUUGAUGGAGCCCAGGUGACCAGCAAGACCCCCAUCCGCCUCUACGGCGGUGCCCUCCUCAGCAUCUCCCUGAUCAUGUGGAACGCUCUCUACACGGCUGAGAAGGUCAUCAUUCGAUGGACCCUGCUCACCGAAGCCUGCUAUUUCGGGGUCCAGUUCUUGGUGGUCACUGCCACGCUAGCUGAGACGGGCCUCAUGUCCCUGGGGAUCCUGCUGCUCCUGGUCAGCCGCCUCCUUUUUGUCGUCAUCAGCAUUUACUACUAUUACCAAGUCGGCCGAAGACCCAAGAAGGCCUAGUUGCCCACUGGGCCUGGGGCCCUGCCCAUGCCUGGGCCAGAGUGGCGCUGGGGCCUCGGCUUCCCUUUGGCUCCUGGAAGGCAGGAGGGUCCCCUGCCCUGCCCCAGUCCUGCCCCAGGGAGGCAGGGGGUGGGGGGCCUUCCUUUCCUCCUGGGCACCCCGUGUGCUGUGAUCUCCUGGGCUUUCAGGCUUGACAUGCUGGUUUGGGGAGAGACAGGGCCUCUGCUGCCCUGUUCUUCACCCUCACAGUGAUACCUCCUUUCCUUGGGUCUCUUGGCCUCCAGACCCCCUCAAUAGACACUGACUAAAGUCAAGCUGGAGUCAUGAGGGUAGUGGGCUAAGUCGAGGGUCCAGCCUCUUCUGCCAGGAAGCCCUUCUUGCUUUUGAGAGAGGCUGUGACCACCCCCCAUCCUUCUCCCUACACUCCCAGCCAACCUAGUGCCCAAGCAGCUAAACUUGGCUUCCUUCUAAUCCUGGAAAACCCUGUACCCCUCCUCCUCAAUCUGGCCCUCUCCACAUGCACACCCUGAAAACACACACAGACACACAACACACACACAUACACACCCCUGAACACACACACAGACACACAUACACCCAUGAUGUGAGCAAACACACACACGUGCGGCUUCAUAGCCCAGCCAAGGGCAUGCAGGCAGGGUGUGCUGUCUGAGAUGGCACCUCCCUUUCAGCCAUUCUUCAAGAAUGGGACACACACAGCUAGAAGUCCUCUCCCAGCUAGAAGUCCUGUCCCCACUCUCCUGGCCUGACAAGAUGAGCUCUCCUGGGACCUUGCUCUAGGGCACUCUGCCUCUACCCUAGGACACUGGAAUGCCCUGGGAGCCCCCUCCCUGCAACCAGCCUGAGUUCAGAGGCAGCCAGCAGCUGCACCCACAGGCCCCACGGACAAAGGGACACACAGCCCCCAGUGGAGACCAUUGUAAGUGGUGGGGCUGGGAGAGGAGGAACAGAAGGAAAGCCAUAGCGCUCCCUUGCCCCUUGGCAUGUACCCCAAGGCCUGAUGGCCACUGGGCUCAGCCUGUCCCCCACUCCUGCCUGCUUCCCGGUGAGCUGCCCCCCACACGUGCAGCCCGGGCUGCCUCCAGGGUCUGGCUGAGUGGGAUCAGGUGGCCCUCCAACUCAGCACAGGAAAUAAGUAGAAACAUUUCAGCAGGCCGCCUCCCCUCAUCUCCCCCGCCCUGUCCAGCGCCCUGGCAAAGGCUGACAACUGGCUGUCUUGGGGCUGAACAGCCCCUGCCCUGCCUCUGAGGGCCCACCAGCCUGUGCUGCAUACCCACCGCCCAGCUUCUCCCUGAGGGCCCACCAGCCUGUGCUGCAUACCCACCGCCCAGCUUCUCCCUGAGGGCCCACCAGCCUGUGCUGUACACCCCGUUAGUCCCUGAUCCCAACCCUCUCCCUCCUGCCAGCACACCGACACACACACCGGAAGUGGCGAGCCCAAGCCCUGGGGACAGGUGUAGGGAGAAAAGCAGCCCCAGGCCUCAGACUCGCUUCCCAUCCUGGCAUAGAGUGGGGGAUGGCUGGAGGGUGUCUAUAGGUACAGCCCGCUCUGGCUGCUGCCAGGUGGGCCCCUGCCAGGGGUCCUCACCCCUGUCCACCCUGUGCCUGGCUGUCCGUGCACCCAGAUACAGCAACAUGGCCUGUACCCAGCAGUGGUGGCACCACCAUGGUUACAGCGGAUGCCCCGAGACUCUGCUUGGUAAACGUGGCAGAGCAGAAUGGGAGGCUGGACCCUGAGGAAGGGCCCCUCUCCUGGCAUCUGUCUCUUGCUACCUAAGCCUGUGCCUCUCCCUAAAGAGCUGCCUCCCUGCUGCCGAGCCCUGGUCUGGCCAUGAGCCACUACUGCCUCCCACAGGCACCACUGCCUCCCACUGCUGCCCACAGGUGGUGCCGCCAAUGGGCAGGGCCCUCAGGCCGAAGCCUCAAUCCCCCAUCUGAGCCAGGCCUAAUCCUAAUAGUGAUGGUUGGGUUGUCCUCCCAUAACUGCAGGUGGAUUCCACCUGGGGAAUGAGGCUGCGUGUCGGGCGUCUGCUGGCCCUGAGACAUCCAGUCUUCCACACUCAACUGUGGGAUGGGAGGGUGGCGUGGCCUUACCCCAUGAGGCUGUCCAGGCUCUGGCACACAGCUGUGCUCCCAAAAUACUGGGUGGCUUGGUUAGACCUAAUUGUAGUGGAGCCUGCAGGUGAGGGUGAGGGAGGGGGCUGCAGGUCAGGUAAGAUCUGGAAGACAGACGUACAGCCUGGAGGGCAGGGGGACUCUAAGGCAAGGAGAUUUACAGUUGGGAAGGAGGCAGUGGCAGAGGGGUGAGGGACAGGGGCCCUUAAGUCCAGCGAGGAAAGCUCGGUGUGGGCCCGCUCUCCGCUCCGUCUGGGGUGACCUGGAACGCCUCUUCUCCCAGCCAUCAGCAGCCUCUUGUCAAGCUUCUGCCUCGCCCCAGUCUAUCCCCAACCCCAAAUCAAGACCACCUUUCUUCACGGUCACUAUUUAUUCUUUGUUCCUUUUUCUUUUUGUAAGAAACAUUCACAAAAACCAGUGCAAAACCAUCA
Molecule: messenger RNA, 3923 nt
Organism: Pan troglodytes (chimpanzee)
Lineage: Eukaryota; Metazoa; Chordata; Mammalia; Primates; Hominidae
Gene: TP53I11
Product: tumor protein p53 inducible protein 11
Exons: 9
Coding region: 787-1356 (189 amino acids)
Source: RefSeq, a predicted model, not a curated record